Messenger RNA from Pygocentrus nattereri (red-bellied piranha), 1891 nucleotides. It is a transcript of the gene nptna, whose product is annotated as neuroplastin a. The coding region runs from base 243 to 1082 and encodes 279 amino acids. The record is from RefSeq and is a predicted model, not a curated record. The transcript has 8 exons. Lineage: Eukaryota; Metazoa; Chordata; Actinopteri; Characiformes; Serrasalmidae.
GUGUGUGUGUGUGUACCGGUGGUCAGCUGAUCCCGCUCAGCCCGCGCUGUCGCUUAGUUGCUGCUCGAGACCCGCUGCAGCACCAGCCAGGCGAGCCGUUUAGCACUUCAGUGCUUUAACUCAGAAGAGGAGAGGAACCCGCCCGGCUUCUGCCUUCUUCUUCAGAGAGAGACGGGGGAGAGAAAGUGAGAGGCGGUCCAGCGUUCCCUGCCGACAGAGAGAGAAAGAGAGAAGGGAAGAAAAUGUCGAGUCCAGGAAAUCCAGUGCUGCUGCUGGCGCUGCUGGGAGUGCUGGUGCUGCACUCGGUGUCUGCACAGAACGAGCCAUCAAUCAAUGCGUCAGAUCACAUCACCCUACUCAUGGAUACCCAUCUCCCACAAAUCACGCUGCAGUGUAACCUGACUACUGCCCAGUACAACCACCGUGAGAGCUACUGGACGAAGAAUGGAGAGGAGAUUGUGGCCACACGAACUGAACUGAGGACUACUGAGUACAAGAUCAUGAAGCCAAGGGCAGAGGAUGCUGGGGAGUACAUGUGUGUCUAUACAUUUGACAUGGCACCUCCAGCUAAUGCCACCAUUGAAGUGAAAUCUGCUCCAGACAUCACAGGACACAAGCGCAGUGAGAAUAAGAAUGAGGGAGAGCGUGCUGUCCUCUACUGCAAGUCCGUGGGCUACCCUCACCCUAUCUGGACCUGGCGCAAAUUAGACAACAGUGCCUCCUUCGAAAUUGACAACUCCUCUGGCCGCUUUUUCAUCAGCAACAAGGACAACUACACAGAGCUGUCCAUCAUCAAUCUGGACAUCAAUUCUGACCCAGGGGAAUAUGAGUGCAAUGCCAACAACAUUGUUGGAAAUGCCACCAUGACCUCAGUGCUGCGUGUCCGGAGCCACCUGGCCCCCCUCUGGCCCUUGUUGGGGGUCCUGGCUGAAAUCCUUGUUUUGGUCCUGAUCAUUGUUAUUUAUGAGAAACGCAAGAAGCCUGAUGAGGUGCCUGACGAUGAUGAACCAGCUGGCCCAAUGAAAACUAAUUCAACUAACAACCACAAAGACAAAAACCUACGUCAAAGGAAUACAAACUGAGGUGUCCGCUACUAAAAUGAAGACAUUCAUAUCAUGACCACAUGAACGUAACAUGAAGGAGUUCAAUGUUUAGGGAAGCAUAUCAGGACUAAGAAAGAAGUAUUGGUGAGACAAAAUACAUACGACCACUCAAGGCAUGCCUUAUGAAUGUGAUGUGACAAGGAUGUCUGCUCAGAAUGAAACUUGAUUGUUAAUGGCGUAUAAUAUUACAAACAUUUUAUUGCAUGAUUGUGUUGCUUUCUAUUUAUCUUUUAUUCAUACUGACUUUUCUUUAACAUGUCAACAAAUAGAGAACUGUAGUGCAUGCAAGAUAUUAACCUGCUGUUUGAUACAGAUAGUGGGAUUUGGUUUUUGUAUUUCAGAGUGACUUCAUGUAGAUAAUAUUUAUAUUUCAAGCAAAAGUUUGCAGUGUACGCAAAUCUACCACUAUGUUUCUGGUAUGACAGUUUUUGUACGGUUUAGCUUGUCACUGCAUACCAUUUAGUAAAGGUGGUGUGUGAUGUUUUUUUUUUCUUUCUUUCUUUUUUUUUUCUUGUCAUUUUUAUUUAUGUAUGUUAUAGGCUUCAAUAAAAGAUAAGGGCUUUUCAAUGUCCUAUGUCUCAUUUGUAUAUAUGUACAUUUUAUUUAUUUACUUAUUUCUUUCUGUAUGUAUCAUGUAACUGGAGAUGUCUAAGUUAUCUGAAUGUUAUUCAUUCUGAUGCACUUGAGUGUUCAGAAGUAAUUGCGGAUCAAUGUAAUUUUCUAACUCUAAACCUUAUCUAUCUGUGACUCAGCUUUUUACUUAUGCAUAUUAUACAGCAUGGCUUUUA